Molecule: messenger RNA, 1545 nt
Organism: Aureobasidium melanogenum CBS 110374
Lineage: Eukaryota; Fungi; Ascomycota; Dothideomycetes; Dothideales; Saccotheciaceae
Product: serine palmitoyltransferase
Exons: 4
Coding region: 1-1545 (514 amino acids)
Biological process (GO): sphingosine biosynthetic process; ceramide biosynthetic process
Cellular component (GO): endoplasmic reticulum
Molecular function (GO): pyridoxal phosphate binding; serine C-palmitoyltransferase activity
Source: RefSeq, a predicted model, not a curated record
AUGAAUACAACAAGUCCUCCGCCAGAUGCAUUGGGCAAUGCCCUUGAGCUUGUCAACCAGGCCUUUGAUCAAGUACAGAAGAUACCUGGCUCUUCAAUAGUCAUCCGCUACAUCCGUUCCAGCUACCAAAAUGAUCCCGUUCGCUCGGCCAUGGAGCUGUUCCUCUUCCUCUUCGCCGUCUACUACCUGGUUUCGCCCGCAUACUCGACAAAGAAGCAGAAGCAGAUCCCUCUGACUGAGGAGGAAAUUGAUGAGCUUGUCGAAGACUGGACCCCCGAACCAUUGGCAGCCCCCGUGACAGCUUUUGAGGAGAUCGAGAACGAGAAGAGGCCAGUCAUUGUUGGUCCUUCAGCGCCAAAGUCAAAGCUAGCGAAUGGCCGAACCGUAACAAACCUUGCCACCUACAACCACUUCAACUUCAUCAACUCGGAAGUCAUCAAGGAGGCCGCUGUCAAAACUCUGCGUGCCUACGGUGUCGGUCCCUGCGGUCCUCCUGGUUUCUACGGUACGCAGGAUGUCCACCAAACCCUCGAAGCCGACAUUGCCGCCCACCUAGGUACACCCGCUGCCAUUGUCUAUGCCCAAUCUUUCAGUACUAUCUCCUCGGUCAUUCCUGCCUUCUCCAAGCGCGGCGACAUCAUCGUUGCCGACAAGGCUGUCAACUUCGCCAUACGUAAAGGUAUCCAGAUUUCGCGCAGUACAAUCCGAUGGUACGAACACAACGACAUGGAAGACCUUGAACGCGUGCUUGCAAAAUUGGUAAAAGAGAAUGCCCGCAAACCCCUGACUCGCCGUUUUAUCAUCACCGAGGGCCUGUUCGAGAAUGUAGGCGACGUUGUCAAUCUCCCCAAGCUCAUUGAGCUCAAGCAAAAGUACAAGUUCCGCACUAUUUUGGACGAAACAUGGUCAUAUGGUGUCCUGGGCCGCACAGGCGCUGGUGUCACCGAGCAACAAAAUGUGGACGCCAGCCAGGUCGACAUGAUCAUUGGCUCGCUCGCUGGUUCCCUCUGUGGAGGUGGUGGCUUCUGUGCUGGUAGCGAGGAAAUUGUCGAACAUCAACGCCUUUCUGGUAGUGCAUAUACCUUCUCGGCAGCAUUGCCCGCUAUGCUUGCAACAACUGCUAGCGCGACUAGCAGGAUGCUUCAAGAACAGCCCGAAAUCCUUGUCGCAUUGAGAGAGAACAUUCGGGCCAUGCGUGCUCAAUUGGACCCACGCAGCGACUGGGUUACUUGCACAAGUGCUGUUGAGAACCCUGUCCUGAUGCUUGUCCUCAAGGAAGAAGUGGUCGAGAGCAGGCAGUUGAGUGCACCAGAGCAAGAUACCAUCAUGCAAGACAUUGUCGAAGAGUGUCUUGCCAAUGGCGUCUUGAUCACGCGACUAAAGAGCAUGCCUCCACCACUUGGCGGCACACCUCGCGACGAGGGCUGGCAACCUCAAGCUGCCGUGAAGGUCUGUGUCACUACUGGGCUAUCAAAGAAGGAGACGGAGAAGGCUGGCGUGACCAUCAGGCAUGCCAUCACCAAGAUUAUGACACGCAAGAAGUAA